GUCAAAUAUAUUGCGAGAAGUCAUGGAAAAAAGCUCAGUUAAAUUGCCGCAUUCGAAAGCUCUUAUUGUUCUCGGGGAUAACGAAGCCGGAAAGACAACCUUAAUCGCUAGACUUUCUGGAAAUGAAGACCCUAAAAAAAGUCCGGGGAUCGAGUACCAUCAUAUUGAUAUAAAAGAUGAAGAAAGAGAUGAUCAAACAAAGCUUGGAGUAUGGGUCCUUGACGGUGAUAUGGUCUUUAUUCCAUUGCUCAGCAAUGCAUUGUCUGCCUAUAAUUUUGCUGAUUGUAUGGCAGUUUUAGUUGUUAGUAUGUCGGAACCAUGGAAUAUCAUUGACCGUUUGGAAUUCUGGGUUGAGUUAUUGAAGAACUAUAUAAACAAACUCGAGCUAUCACUUGAAGAAAUGAAUGAAUUCAAAGAAAGCUAUCUUUUUUAA
Molecule: messenger RNA, 433 nt
Organism: Protopolystoma xenopodis
Lineage: Eukaryota; Metazoa; Platyhelminthes; Monogenea; Polystomatidea; Polystomatidae
Source: the annotation of a GenBank genome assembly